AUGACAAACAGAGGCUCGGUGCUACACGGGCUUGGUGUAUCAUCGUCAUCGGAAAACGUAUUACCGCAAUCUGUUGAUGAUUUGUCGUCAUUCAGAUCUGGAAGGUCAUCGGUAUCUUCAUCCACACGGUAUCCCAAUCGAUCAUUCGGCAGAGCCAAUGGCAACAGGUUCUCGCAUUCGAGGUCGUUCCACGUGCCAAUAUACAUCAAGAGGCUGUUCAAGCCUCCAACGCUGGAUUUCGACACGGCGAUGUGGGAGAUCUUCUACCUGGUUGUGUCUCCAAAGAGAGUCUACAAGCAACUGUACUAUCACAAGCAAACGAAGAACAAGUGGGCGAGGGACGAUCCGAGCUUCGUCAUACUGCUGUCGCUGUUCCUGACGCUGAGUGCGAUUGCCUGGGGGAUAGCGUACUCGCCUGGGUUUGUUCCGAUGGUGAAGUUGGUGUUGUACAUGGUGUUUAUCGACUUCUUCGUUGUUGGUGCCAUAGUGUCGACGAUUGGCUGGGUAUUGGCAAACAAGUUCUUUAAGAAACGGGAGGAAUCCUCUUCAAUAGGAGCCGUCUCGGAAAGCGACCUGGAGUGGGCGUAUUGCUUUGAUGUGCACUGCAACUCGUUCCUGGUGAUUUGGGUUAUGCUGUAUAUGGUGCAGUUCAUCCUGCUGCCACUGUUGACGAUGAACAACUGGUUUGCGACUUUUAUCGGCAACACGCUGUACUUUGUCUCGUUGAGCUACUACUUCAUCAUAACUUUCUACGGUUACAACGCACUGCCCUUCCUGGAACACACUCAACUGAUCCUGUUCCCAAUUGGAAUCCUGGGAGUGUUCUACAUCAUCUCUCUAUUUGGAUUCAACGUGGCUAAGACAAUGACAAACUUCUACUUUAGCUGA
Molecule: messenger RNA, 888 nt
Organism: Williopsis jadinii
Lineage: Eukaryota; Fungi; Ascomycota; Saccharomycetes; Phaffomycetales; Wickerhamomycetaceae
Gene: GMH1
Product: Gmh1p
Exons: 1
Coding region: 1-888 (295 amino acids)
Cellular component (GO): Golgi membrane
Source: RefSeq, a predicted model, not a curated record